Messenger RNA from Peromyscus leucopus (white-footed mouse), 14568 nucleotides. It is a transcript of the gene Dmd, whose product is annotated as dystrophin. The coding region runs from base 964 to 11997 and encodes 3677 amino acids. The transcript is spliced from 79 exons. The record is from RefSeq and is a predicted model, not a curated record. Gene Ontology annotation, molecular function: zinc ion binding; protein binding. Lineage: Eukaryota; Metazoa; Chordata; Mammalia; Rodentia; Cricetidae. Gene Ontology annotation, cellular component: plasma membrane. Gene Ontology annotation, biological process: synaptic signaling.
UUAAUAAUUAUUACAACAGAAUUUGAAGAAAAUAAAUUUCUGGUAAAGAAGACUUAUCAUAACUAACACCUGAAAUUUAGCAUUUUGGGAAGGAUUCUCCAUUCCAUUGUAAGAGUGUUCUUUAUUUUAGAAGAAAACAUGUCCCCUGAGACCUACUCACAUUCUGCCUUCAGAACUCAGCUGUUCCAUUCUGCUGCUGCUUCUCUUGUUCAGAGUGUUGGCAUCAUCAAUACAUGAUUUUGAUUGGAUCCCAAGUGUAAGAGUUAAUUUUGGUAAACAUCAAACAGAUUACAAAUAAAUAAAUUAUUCUAGGCAGUUUUUGUUGUCCAGAAGAGUGACAUUUCGGGUGUGUUGAGAAGGGAGCAAAAAGAAAGGCAUUUAAAAGUUAAUUUUCGAUCAGGAUUUUCUGUUUUGUUGUUUUGGAAAUUAACAUAAAAGUUACAGAAAAUAUUGUGACAACUUUGUCCUGAUGAGUUUUUAUGUCUAGGGGACUUUGAGAGCAAGACUGUGUCCCUUGUGCUAUUCUCGUUUGGAUGUGAAUCAGAACACAGUUGAACAUUAUUUGAAUUCACAGAGCUUGCCUUGCUGGAAGCACAGCCUUAUAUGUAGUGUCCAUGGGCAGUCCUAUUAUGGGAAAGCAACUUGAGAGAAAAGGCGGGUCACUUGCUUGUGCGCAGGUCCUGGAAUUUGAAAUAUCCAGAGGCCUCUACAGAAUCCUGGCAUCAGUUACUAUGUUGACUCACUCUGUGUUGGACUUACUCACUUUCCCUCUACAGGACUCAGCUCUUGAAGGCAAUAGCCUUUAUAGAAAAAACGAAUAAGAAAACUCAAAGUACUAUUUUUUUUCAAGGCUGCUGAAGUUUAUUGGCUUCUCAUCGUACCUAAGCCUACUGGAGCAAUAAAACUGAGAGAAACUUUUACCCAGAUUUUUAUCCCUGCCUUGAUAUACACUUUUUCUUCCAAAUGCUUUGGUGGGAAGAAGUUGAAGACUGUUAUGAAAGAGAAGAUGUUCAAAAGAAAACAUUCACAAAAUGGAUAAAUGCACAAUUUUCUAAGUUUGGAAAGCAGCACAUAGACAACCUCUUCAGUGACCUGCAGGAUGGGAAACGCCUCCUAGACCUCCUGGAAGGCCUGACAGGGCAAAAACUGCCAAAAGAAAAAGGAUCUACAAGAGUUCAUGCUCUGAACAAUGUCAACAAGGCACUGCAGGUCUUACAGAAAAAUAAUGUUGAUUUAGUGAAUAUAGGAAGUUCUGACAUAGUGGAUGGAAAUCAUAAACUGAUUCUUGGCUUGAUUUGGAAUAUCAUCCUACACUGGCAGGUCAAAAAUGUGAUGAAAACUAUCAUGGCUGGGUUGCAGCAAACCAACAGUGAAAAGAUUCUUCUGAGCUGGGUCCGACAAUCAACGCGUAAUUAUCCACAGGUUAACGUCAUCAACUUCACCUCCAGCUGGUCUGAUGGCCUAGCAUUGAAUGCUCUCAUCCAUAGUCACAGGCCAGAACUAUUUGAUUGGAAAAGUGUGGUUUCCCAGCAGUCAGCCACACAAAGACUGGAACAUGCCUUCAACAUCGCCAAAUGUCAGUUAGGCAUAGAAAAGCUUCUUGAUCCUGAAGAUGUUGCUACCACUUACCCAGAUAAGAAGUCCAUCUUAAUGUACAUCACAUCACUCUUUCAAGUUUUGCCUCAACAAGUGAGCAUCGAAGCCAUCCAGGAAGUGGAAAUGUUGCCCAGGCCAUCAAAAGUGACUAGAGAAGAACAUUUUCAAUUACAUCACCAGAUGCAUUAUUCUCAACAGAUCACUGUCAGUCUAGCACAAGGCUAUGAGCAAACUUCUUCAUCUCCUAAACCUCGAUUCAAGAGCUAUGCCUACACACAGGCUGCUUAUGUUGCCACCUCUGAUUCCACACGGAGCCCCUUUUCUUCACAGCAUUUGGAAGCUUCUGAAGAUAAGGCAUUUGGCAGUUCACUGAUGGAGACUGAAGUAAACCUGGAUAGUUACCAAACUGCUUUAGAAGAAGUGCUCUCAUGGCUUCUGUGUGCAGAGGACACUCUGCAAGCCCAAGGAGAGAUUUCAAAUGAUGUUGAAAAAGUGAAAGAACAGUUCCAUGCUCAUGAGGGGUUCAUGAUGGAUUUAACAUCCCAUCAAGGACGUGUCGGUAAUGUUCUACAGUUAGGAAGUCAAAUAGUUGGAAAAGGAAAAUUAUCUGAAGAUGAAGAAACUGAAGUACAAGAACAAAUGAAUCUCCUAAAUUCAAGAUGGGAGUGCCUCAGGGUAGCUAGCAUGGAAAAGCAAAGCAAUCUACACAAAGUUCUAAUGGAUCUCCAGAAUCAGAAAUUAAAAGAGCUAGACGACUGGCUAACAAAAACAGAAGAGCGAACAAAGAAAAUGGAAGGAGAGCCCUUGGGACCCGAUCUUGAAGACCUAAAAUGCCAAGUACAACAACAUAAGGUGCUUCAAGAAGAUCUAGAGCAGGAACAAGUCAGGGUCAACUCUCUAACUCACAUGGUGGUAGUGGUUGAUGAAUCCAGUGGUGAUCAUGCAACGGCGGCUUUGGAAGAACAACUGAAGGUAUUGGGAGAUCGAUGGGCAAAUAUCUGCAGGUGGACUGAAGAGCGCUGGGUUCUUUUACAAGAUAUUCUUCUAAAAUGGCAGCGUUUUACUGAAGAACAGUGCCGUUUUAGCACAUGGCUUUCAGAAAAAGAAGAUGCAAUGAAGAAGAUUGAAACAAGCGGCUUUAAAGAUCGAAAUGAAAUGGUAUCAAGUCUUCAAAAAAUAUCUAUGUUAAAAAUAGAUCUAGAAAAGAAAAGACAAACCAUGGAAAAACUCAGUUCACUCAACGAAGAUCUCCUUUCAGCACUGAGAAAUAAGUCAGUGACUCAAAAGAUGGAAAUCUGGAUGGAAAACUUUGCACAACGUUGGGAUAAUUUAGCACAAAAACUUGAAAAGAGUUCAACACAAAUUUCACAGGCUGUCACCACCACUCAGCCGUCACUAACACAGACAACUGUAAUGGAAACGGUAACUAUGGUGACCACCAGGGAACAAAUCCUGGUAAAACAUGCCCAAGAGGAACUUCCACCACCACCCCCUCAAAAGAAGAGGCAAAUUACUGUGGAUUCUGAAAUUAGAAAAAGGUUGGAUGUCGAUAUAACUGAACUGCACAGUUGGAUUACACGUUCAGAAGCUGUAUUGCAGAGUCCUGAAUUUGCAGUCUAUCGAAAAGAAGGCAACAUCUCAGACUUGAAAGAAAAAGUCAAUGCCAUAGUACGAGAAAAAGCCGAGAAGUUCAGAAAACUGCAAGAUGCCAGCAGAUCAGCUCAGGCCCUGGUGGAACAGAUGGUGACUGAGGGUGUUAAUGCUGAAAGUAUCAUACAAGCCUCAGAACAACUGAACAGCCGGUGGGCAGAAUUCUGCCAAUUGCUGAGUGAGAGAGUUAACUGGCUAGAGUAUCAAAACAACAUCAUUACUUUUUACAAUCAGCUACAGCAUUUGGAGCAGAUGACAACUACUGCUGAAAACUGGUUGAAAACCCAACUCGCUACCCCAUCAGAGCCAAUAGCAAUUAAAAGCCAGUUGAAAAUUUGUAAGGAUGAAGUCAACAGGCUAUCAGCUCUUCAGCCUCAAAUUGAGCAGUUAAAAAUCCAGAGCAUAUCCCUGAAAGAGAAAGGACAGGGGCCAAUAUUCCUGGACGCAGACUUUGUGGCCUUUACAAAUCAUUUUAACUACAUCUUUUCUGGUGUGCAGGCCAGAGAGAAGGAGCUACAGACAAUUUUUGACACUUUACCACCAAUGCGCUAUCAGGAGACAAUGAGUACCAUCCGGACGUGGAUACAGCAGUCAGAAAACAAACUCUCAAUACCUCAUCUUAGUGUCACUGAAUAUGAAAUAAUGGAGCAGAGACUCGGAAAAUUACAGGCUUUGCAAAGUUCUUUGAAAGAGCAAGAAAGUGGCUUCAACUAUCUGAGCACCACUGUGAAGGAGAUGUCCAAGAAAGCACCUUCAGAUAUAAGCCACAAAUAUCAGUUAGAAUUUGAAGAGGUUGAGGGACGCUGGAAGAAGCUCUCUUCCCAUUUGACGGAAUAUUGCCAAAAGAUAGAGGAACAUAUGAAUAAACUUCGAAAAAUUCAGAAUCACAUAAAAACCUUGAAGAAAUGGAUGGCUGAAGUUGAUGUUUUCCUGAAAGAGGAAUGGCCUGCCCUGGGGGAUUCUGAAAUUCUAAAAAAGCAGCUGAAGCAAUGCAGACUUUUAGUCAGUGAUAUUCAGACAAUAAAGCCCAGUCUAAACAGUGUCAAUGAAGGUGGGCAGAAGAUAAAGUGUGAAGCUGAACAAGAGUUUGCAUCCAGACUUGAAACAGAACUCAGAGAACUUAACACGCAGUGGGAUCACAUGUGCCGCCAGGUCUACACCAGAAAGGAAGCCUUGAAAGCAGGUUUGGAUAAAACUGUAAGCCUCCAGAAAGAUCUAUCAGAGAUGCAUGAGUGGAUGACACAAGCUGAAGAAGAAUAUCUAGAGAGAGAUUUUGAAUAUAAAACUCCAGAUGAAUUACAGACUGCAGUUGAAGAGAUGAAGAGAGCUAAAGAAGAGGCACUACAAAAAGAAACAAAAGUGAAACUGCUAACUGAGACUGUAAAUAGUGUAAUAGCUCAAGCUCCACCUGCAGCACAAGAGGCCUUAAAAAAGGAACUUGAAACUCUAACAACCAACUACCAGUGGCUGUGUACCAGGCUGAAUGGAAAGUGCAAAACUUUGGAAGAAGUUUGGGCAUGUUGGCAUGAGUUAUUGUCAUACUUGGAGAAGGCAAACAAGUUGCUCAAUGAACUAGAAUUGAAACUUAAAACAACUGAAAACGUUCCUGCUGGAGCUGAAGAAAUCACUGAGGUGCUACAAUCUCUUGAAAAUUUGAUGCAGCAUUCAGAGGAUAACCCAAAUCAGAUUCGCAUAUUGGCACAGACCCUAACAGAUGGAGGAGUCAUGGAUGAACUGAUCAAUGAGGAACUUGAGACAUUUAAUUCUCGAUGGAGGGAACUACAUGAAGAGGCUGUGAGAAAACAAAAGUUGCUUGAACAGAGUAUCCAGUCUGCACAGGAGAUUGAAAAAUCCUUACACUUAAUUCAGGAGUCCCUUGAAUUAAUUGACAAGCAGUUGGCAGCUUAUAUUGCUGACAAGGUGGAUGCAGCUCAAAUGCCACAGGAAGCCCAGAAAAUCCAAUCGGAUUUGACAAGUCAUGAAAUCAGUUUAGAGGAAAUGAAGAAACAUAACCAGGGGAAGGAUGCUGCCCAAAGAGUUCUUUCACAAAUUGAUGUUGCACAGAAAAAAUUACAGGAUGUCUCCAUGAAAUUUCGAUUAUUCCAAAAACCAGCCAAUUUUGACCAGCGUCUAGAGGAAAGUAAGAUGAUUUUAGAUGAAGUAAAGAUGCAUUUACCUGCACUGGAAACAAAGAGUGUUGAACAGGAAGUAGUCCAGUCACAACUAAGUCACUGUGUGAAUUUGUAUAAAAGCCUGAGUGAAGUGAAGUCUGAAGUGGAAAUGGUGAUUAAAACUGGACGUCAAAUUGUACAGAAAAAGCAGACAGAAAACCCCAAGGAACUUGACGAAAGAGUAACAGCUUUGAAAUUGCAUUAUAAUGAACUGGGUGCAAAGGUAACAGAGAGAAAGCAACAGUUGGAGAAAUGCUUAAAAUUGUCCCGUAAGAUGAGAAAGGAAAUGAAUGUGUUAACAGAAUGGCUGGCAGCAACAGAUAUGGAAUUGACAAAGAGAUCAGCAGUUGAAGGAAUGCCAAGUAAUUUGGAUGCUGAGAUUGCCUGGGGAAAGGCUACUCAGAAAGAGAUUGAAAAGCAGAAGGCUCACUUGAAGAGUGUCACAGAACUAGGCGAGGCUUUGAAAACGGUGUUGGGCAAGAAGGAAACUUUGGUGGAAGACAAACUGAGUCUUCUGAAUAGUAACUGGAUAGCUGUCACCUCCAGAGCAGAAGAAUGGCUAAAUCUUUUGUUGGAAUACCAGAAACACAUGGAAACCUUUGAUCAGAAUGUACAACACAUCACAAAGUGGAUCAUUCACACAGAUGAACUUUUGGAUGAAUCUGAAAAAAAGAAGCCACAACAAAAGGAAGACAUUCUUAAGCGUUUAAAGGCCGAAAUGAACGACAUCCGUCCAAAGGUGGACUCCACACGUGACCAGGCAGCAAACUUGAUGGCAAACAGAGGUGACCACUGUAGGAAAAUAGUAGAGCCUCAAAUCUCCGAGCUCAACCGUCGAUUUGCAGCCAUUUCUCACAGAAUUAAGACUGGAAAGGCCUCCAUUCCUUUGAAGGAAUUGGAGCAGUUUAACUCAGAUAUACAAAAAUUGCUUGAACCACUGGAGGCUGAAAUUCAGCAGGGGGUGAAUCUGAAAGAGGAAGACUUCAAUAAAGAUAUGAGUGAAGACAAUGAGGGUACUGUAAAUGAAUUGUUGCAAAGAGGAGACAACUUACAACAAAGAAUCAGUGAUGAGAGAAAGCGAGAGGAAAUAAAGAUAAAACAGCAGCUGUUACAAGAAAAACAUAAUGCUCUCAAGGAUUUGAGGUCUCAAAGAAGAAAAAAGGCCCUAGAAAUUUCUCACCAAUGGUAUCAGUACAAGAGGCAGGCUGAUGAUCUCCUGAAAUGCUUGGAUGACAUUGAAAAAAAAUUAGCCAGCCUACCUGAACCCAGAGAUGAAAGGAAAAUAAAGGAAAUUGAUCGUGAAUUGCAGAAGAAGAAAGAGGAGCUGAAUGCAGUGCACAGGCAAGCUGAGGCCUUGUCUGAGAAUGGGGCCGCAAUGGCAGUGGAGCCAACUCAAAUCGAGCUCAGCAAGCGUUGGCGGGAAAUUGAGAGCAAUUUUGCUCAGUUUCGAAGACUCAACUUUGCACAAAUUCACACUCUCCGUGAAGAAACGAUGGUAGUGAUGACUGAAGAUAUGCCUUUGGAUGUUUCUUACGUGCCUUCUACUUAUUUGACCGAGAUCAGUCAUAUCUCACAAGCUCUAUCAGAAGUGGAACAACUUCUAAAUGCUCCUGAACUCUGUGCUAAAGAUUUUGAAGAUCUCUUUAAGCAAGAGGAGUCUCUUAAGAAUAUAAAAGACAAUCUGAAACAAAUCUCAGGUCGGAUUGAUGUUAUUCACAAGAAGAAGACAGCAGCCUUGCAAAGUGCCACCUCUGUGGAAAGGGUGAAGCUACAGGAAGCAGUGUCACAGCUGGAUUUCCAGUGGGAAAAAGUUAAUAGAAUGUACAAGGAACGGCAAGGGCGAUUUGAUCGAUCAGUUGAAAAAUGGAGACACUUUCAUUAUGAUAUGAAGGUAUUUAAUCAAUGGUUGAAUGAAGUUGAACAGUUUUUCAGAAAGACACAAAAUCCUGAAAAUUGGGAACAUGCGAAAUACAAAUGGUAUCUUAAGGAACUUCAGGAUGGCAUUGGACAGAGGCAACCUGUUGUCAAAACACUGAAUGCAACUGGGGAAGAAAUAAUUCAACAGUCUUCAAAAACAGAUGCCAAUAUUCUACAGGAAAAAUUAGAAAGUUUGAGUCUGCGGUGGCACGAGAUCUGCAAACAGCUGGCUGAGAGGAAAAAGAGGAGUGAAGAACAAAAGAAUGUCUUGUCAGAAUUUCAAAGAGAUUUAAAUGAAUUUGUUUUGUGGUUGGAAGAAGCAGAUAACAUCACUAAUACUCCACUUGGAAAUGAACAGCAACUAAAAGAAAAACUUGAACAAGUGAAGUUACUGGCAGAAGAGUUGCCCCUGCGCCAAGGAAUUCUAAAACAAUUAAAUGAAACAGGAAAAGCCGUACUUUUAAGUGCUCCCAUAAGACCAGAGGAGCAAGAUAAACUUGAAAAUAAGCUCAAGCAGACAAAUCUCCAGUGGAUAAAGGUCUCCAGAGCAUUGCCUGAAAAACAAGGAGAACUUGAGGUUCACAUAAAAGAUUUCGGGCAACUUGAAGAGCAGCUGGAUCACCUGCUUCUGUGGCUUUCUCCUAUUAGGAAUCAAUUGGAAAUUUAUAGCCAACCAAGUCAAACAGGACUAUUUGACCUGAAGGAAACUGAAGUAACAGUUCAAGCUAAACAACCGGAUGUGGAAAGGCUUUUGUCUAAAGGGCAGCAUUUGUAUAAGGAAAAACCAAGCACUCAGCCAGUGAAGAGAAAGUUAGAAGAUCUGAGGUCUGAGUGGGAGACUGUAAACCAUUUACUUCAGGAGCUGAGGACAAAGCAGCCUGUUCGUGUCCCUGGACUGACCACUAUUGGAGCCUCUGCUAGUCAGACUGUUACUCUAGUGACACCGCCUGUGGUUACCAAGGAAACUGCCGCCUCCAAACCAGAAAUGCCAUCUUCUUUGCUGUUGGAGGUACCUGCUCUGGCAGAUUUCAACCGAGCUUGGACAGAACUUACAGACUGGCUUUCUCUGCUUGAUCGAGUUAUAAAAUCACAGAGAGUGAUGGUGGGUGAUCUGGAAGACAUCAAUGAGAUGAUUAUCAAACAGAAGGCAACACUACAAGAUUUGGAACAGAGACGUCCCCAGUUGGAAGAACUCAUUACUGCUGCCCAGAAUUUGAAAAACAAAACCAGCAAUCAGGAAGCUAGAACAGUUAUUACUGAUCGAAUUGAAAAAAUUCAGAAUCAGUGGGAUGAGGUACAGGAACACCUUCAGAACCGGAGACAGCAGUUGAAUGAAAUGUUAAAGGAUUCAACGCAGUGGCUAGAAAUGAAGGAAAAAGCUGAACAGGUCAUGGGACAAGCCAGAACCAAGCUUGACUCAUGGAAAGAGGGUCCUCACACGAUGGAUGAAAUCCAAAAGAAGAUCACAGAAACCAAGCAGUUGGCCAAAGACCUCCACCAAUGGCAGCUAAAUGUAGAUGUGGCAAAUGAUUUGGCACUGAAACUUCUUCGGGACUAUUCUGCAGAUGAUACCAGAAAAGUUCACAUGAUAACAGAGAAUAUCAAUGCUUCUUGGGGAAACAUUCAUAAAAGAGUGAACGAGCGAGAGGCUGCUUUGGAAGAAACUCAUAGGUUACUGCAACAGUUCCCUCUAGACCUGGAGAAGUUUCUUUCCUGGAUUACAGAAGCUGAAACAACUGCAAAUGUUCUCCAGGAUGCUUCACGAAAGGAGAAACUUCUAGAAGACUCCAAGGGAGUCAGAGAACUGAUGAAACAGUGGCAAGAUCUCCAAGGUGAAAUUGAAGCUCACACGGACAUCUAUCACAAUCUCGAUGAAAAUGGCCAAAAAAUCUUGAGAUCCCUGGAAAGUUCAGAUGAAGCAGCCCUGUUACAAAGACGUUUGGAUAACAUGAAUUUCAAGUGGAGUGAGCUUCGGAAAAAGUCUCUCAACAUUAGGUCCCAUUUGGAAGCCAGUUCUGACCAGUGGAAGCGUCUGCAUCUUUCUCUUCAGGAACUUCUUGUGUGGCUACAGCUGAAAGGUGAUGAGUUGAGCCGGCAGGCACCUAUCGGCGGUGAUUUUCCAGCAGUUCAGAAGCAGAAUGACGUGCACAGGACCUUCAAGAGGGAAUUGAAAACUAAAGAAGCUGUAAUCAUGAGUACCCUGGAGACGGUGAGAAUAUUUCUGACAGAGCAGCCUUUGGAAGGACUGGAGAAGCUCUACCAGGAGCCCAGAGAGCUGCCUCCUGAAGAAAGAGCCCAGAAUGUCCCUCGGCUCCUACGAAAACAGGCUGAAGAGGUUAACACUGAAUGGGACAAACUGAAUCUGCACUCAGCUGAUUGGCAGAGAAAAAUAGAUGAGGCACUUGCAAGAUUGCAGGAACUUCAGGAAGCUGCGGAUGAUCUGGACCUCAAGUUGCAUCAAGCUGAGGUGAUCAAGGGAUCCUGGCAGCCAGUGGGGGAUCUCCUCAUUGACUCUCUCCAAGAUCACCUUGAAAAAGUCAAGGUACUUCGGGGAGAAAUUGCACCUCUUAAAGAGAAUGUUAAUCGAGUCAAUGACCUUGCUCGACAGCUUACUACAUUGGGCAUUCAGCUUUCACCUUAUAACCUCAGCACACUAGAAGAUCUGAAUACCAGAUGGAAACUUCUGCAGGUGGCUGUGGAGGAUCGUGUCAGGCAGCUGCAUGAAGCCCACAGGGACUUUGGACCAGCAUCCCAGCACUUCCUUUCUACUUCAGUCCAGGGUCCCUGGGAGAGAGCCAUCUCACCAAACAAAGUGCCCUACUAUAUCAACCACGAGACCCAAACAACUUGUUGGGACCAUCCCAAAAUGACAGAGCUCUACCAGUCUUUAGCUGACCUGAAUAACGUCAGGUUCUCCGCUUAUAGGACUGCCAUGAAGCUGCGAAGACUGCAGAAGGCCCUUUGCCUGGAUCUCUUGAGCCUAUCAGCUGCAUGUGAUGCCUUGGACCAGCACAACCUCAAGGCAAAUGACCAACCCAUGGAUAUUCUGCAGAUCAUUAACUGUCUGACUACUAUUUAUGAUCGUUUGGAGCAAGAGCACAACAACUUGGUCAACGUCCCUCUCUGUGUGGAUAUGUGUCUCAACUGGCUUCUCAAUGUUUAUGAUACGGGACGAACAGGGAGGAUCCGUGUCCUGUCUUUUAAAACUGGCAUCAUUUCUCUGUGUAAAGCACACUUGGAAGACAAGUACAGAUACCUUUUCAAGCAAGUGGCAAGUUCAACUGGAUUUUGUGACCAGCGUAGGCUGGGUCUUCUUCUGCAUGAUUCUAUUCAAAUCCCAAGACAGUUGGGUGAAGUUGCCUCCUUUGGGGGCAGUAACAUUGAGCCAAGCGUCAGGAGCUGCUUCCAAUUUGCCAAUAAUAAACCUGAGAUUGAAGCGGCCCUCUUCCUCGACUGGAUGCGCCUGGAACCCCAGUCUAUGGUGUGGCUUCCCGUUUUGCACAGAGUGGCUGCUGCAGAAACUGCCAAGCACCAGGCCAAGUGUAACAUCUGCAAGGAGUGUCCAAUCAUUGGAUUCAGGUACAGAAGUCUAAAGCACUUUAAUUAUGACAUCUGCCAAAGCUGCUUCUUUUCUGGUCGAGUGGCAAAGGGCCAUAAAAUGCACUACCCCAUGGUAGAAUAUUGCACCCCGACUACAUCUGGAGAAGAUGUCCGUGACUUCGCCAAGGUACUCAAAAACAAAUUUCGAACCAAAAGGUAUUUUGCGAAGCAUCCCCGAAUGGGCUACCUGCCAGUGCAGACUGUCUUAGAGGGGGACAACAUGGAAACUCCCGUUACUCUGAUCAACUUCUGGCCAGUAGAUUCUGUGCCUGCCUCGUCCCCCCAGCUUUCACACGAUGAUACUCAUUCACGCAUUGAACAUUAUGCUAGCAGGCUAGCAGAAAUGGAAAACAGCAAUGGAUCUUAUCUAAAUGAUAGCAUCUCUCCUAAUGAGAGCAUAGAUGAUGAACAUUUGUUAAUCCAGCAUUACUGCCAAAGUUUGAACCAGGACUCCCCCCUGAGCCAGCCUCGUAGUCCUGCCCAGAUCUUGAUUUCCUUAGAGAGUGAGGAAAGAGGGGAGCUAGAGAGAAUCCUAGCAGAUCUUGAGGAAGAAAACAGGAAUCUGCAAGCAGAAUAUGAUCGUCUGAAGCAGCAGCAUGAGCAUAAAGGCCUGUCCCCACUGCCAUCUCCUCCUGAGAUGAUGCCCACCUCUCCCCAGAGUCCCAGGGAUGCUGAGCUCAUUGCUGAGGCCAAGCUACUGCGUCAACACAAGGGACGCCUGGAAGCCAGGAUGCAAAUCCUGGAAGACCACAAUAAGCAGCUGGAGUCUCAGUUACAUAGACUGAGACAGCUCCUGGAGCAACCCCAGGCUGAGGCCAAGGUGAAUGGCACCACGGUGUCCUCUCCUUCUACGUCUCUGCAGAGGUCAGACAGCAGUCAGCCUAUGCUGCUCCGCGUGGUUGGCAGUCAAACUUCAGAGUCUAUGGGUGAGGAAGAUCUUCUGAGUCCUCCCCAGGAUACAAGCACAGGAUUAGAAGAGGUCAUGGAGCAACUCAACAACUCCUUCCCUAGUUCAAGAGGAAGAAAUGCCCCUGGAAAGCCAAUGAGAGAGGACACAAUGUAGGAAGCCUUUUCCACAUGGCAGAUGAUUUGGGCAAAGCGAUGGAGUCCUUAGUUUCAGUCAUGACAGAUGAAGAAGGAGCAGAAUAAAUGUUUUACAACUCCUGAUUCCCGCAUGGUUUUUAUAAUAUUCGUACAACAAAGAGGAUUAGACAGUAAGAGUUUACAAGAAAUAAAAUCUAUAUUUUUGUGAAGGGUAGUGGUACUAUACUGUAGAUUUCAGUAGUUUCUAAGUCUGUUAUUGUUUUGUUAACAAUGGCAGGUUUUACACGUCUAUGCAAUUGUACAAAAAAAGUUAAAAGAAAACUACAUGUAAAAUCUUGAUAGCUAAACAACUUGCCAUUUCUUUAUAUGGAACGCAUUUUGGGUUGUUUAAAAAUUUAUAACAGUUAUAAAGAAAGAUUGUAAACUAAAGUGUGCUUUAUAAAAAAAAAAGUUGUUUAUAAAACCCCUAUACACACACACACACACAUGCACGCGCGUGCGCGCGCGCGCGCGCACACACACACACACACACACACACACACACAUACUGAGGCAGCACAUUGUUUUGCAUUAUUUUAGCGUGGUAUUCAUAUGGAAUUCAUGACUUCUUUUCUUUUCUUGCAUAUUAAAGAUAGGACUUCCUCUAACACCACCAAAUGACUGCUUCACAUUGCUCUUUUGAGAAUUGUUGACUGAGUGGAGCUGGCUAUGGGCUUUAACUUUAUACAUCUAUAUGUCUACAAGUAUAUAAAUACUAUAGGUGUAUAGAUAAAUAGAUAUGAAAUUCUUCUUCAAAUGUUCUUGCCACUUUCUAAUGGAAAUAAAUUGCUUCUAGUCAUCUGGACUUAUCUGCUUGGGCAAGAGUGAAUUAUCCCUGGAGCCUGAGGCCAGGAGAAUAAUACCAUACUAAAAUAUUGUCUAGGGCUCCAGAUGUUUCUAGUUUUAAACUUUCCACUGACAACUAGAACUUGGAAUUUUUUUAAGGAUCAUGUGAAUGAAUACACAGGACUUACUAUAUCAAAGUAAUCUGUUGGUUGAUAUAUUCAGCUUCCUGCGGCUGGCUAUGCCAUGGUUUAGAUUUAAUGAUGUUUCUGCAAAAGAGCAUCAGAAGGCAUUUUUCACUCCUGGGCAAAAGAGGAAGAUGGUAGGGGCUGAGGGCUGUGACUCCCCAGUCAGUCCCUGUGAGGGGAGCAGCUACUCUGUAAAAGAGUGGGUGAAUAUUCACAACUAUACAUACAAACAUCUCUAUAAUCACAACUAAAAUGUUCUGCCCUCUUCUUACACUCGAAGUAAAGUGGGCAGAUUUGUUGUUGUUGUUGCUGUUGUUGCUGUUGAUUUUUAGAUUUUAGAUUUGGUUUUUUCAUUGUGAUGAGUUUGUUUUAAUGCUGCAAGAUUUAAGAUUAUUGGUAAGAAAGUAACCCGAUCACUUUGUGACCCUGGUGAAUAUCAAUCCAGAAGCCCAUGAACUGCAUUUGUCUGCUUUGCAUUCGUUUUCCGGCAAGUAAUUCCAUACAGGAUUGUGAGUGGGAAGGCACAACAAUUGGAAGGUUUCAAGACCAAAAGAAAAGCCUCUCCAAACCCUUUGGUCAAUUUGACAGGCUAAAUUAUAAACAAAUGCAGAUCAUUGCAAAAGAGGAGAAAAGGUGAAGGUGAAAGCUGAGGAUUGGUAGGAAAAGCUUUACUUACUCUUUCAUGUCACUGUGUUACAGUAUCACUUCAAAAUCAUUCUGUUUCGUAGAAAUCACUGUCCUAUUAUUUUGAAAAUCUGUUACCUCUAACAUCCAGUGUAAUUAACUUUUAGAGAGUGGAUUUUGUCCAUUAUUACUUGUAAUUAUAACAUCAAACACAGCUUCUCAUGCUAUUUCUACCUCACUUUGGUUUUGGGGUGUUCCUGGUAAUUGUGCACACCUGAUUUCACAGCUUCACCACUUGUCUGUUUUGUGGAUACCAGUCUCCUUUUUUCUUUUAUAAUUUCCAAAAGAAAACCCAAAGCUCUAAGGUUAAAAAAAUUGAGAUUUGGUUUUAGUCUUGCAUUAUUUUUCUCUUUUAUGUGAUGCUGGACAUUUUCUUUACCCAAGGGUUUGUUUUAACUAAAAUUUCAAACAAAGGGUUACUUUACAUCCUACUAAGAAGUUUUAAGUUUCAUUCUAAAAUCAGAGGUAGAUAGAGUGCAUAAUUUUGUUUUAAUCUUUUUGUUUUAUCUUUUAGAUAUUAGUUCUAGAGUGAAUCUGUCAAAAUAUUUGAAUAAAAACUGAGAGCUUUAUUGCAGAGUUUAAGCAUAAUUUGGACAUCAUUUCAUGUUCUUUAUAACCACCAAGUAUUAAACUGUAAAUCAUAAUCAAUGUAACUGAAGCAUAAACAUCACAUGGCAUGUAUCAUCAUUGUUUCCAGGUACUGGAUUCUUACUUGAGUAUCAUAAUAUAUUGUGUUUUAACACCAACACUGUAACAUUUACUAAUUAUUUUUUUAAACUUCAGUUUUACUUCAUUUUCACAACAUAUCAGACUUCACCAAAUAUAUGCCUUACUAUUGUAUUAUAUUACUGCUUUACUGUGUAUCUCAAUAAAGCACGCAGUUAUGUUACAAAAAA